UUCAGUAAACGCCAAGCAGUUGGCCUGGCGGCGAGUGAGCUUUUACGAGGAUUGCAUUAGAACGGUUUUAAUUGAUCAGUGAUCAACUGUGUAUUGCCAAUGAGCCAUAAAAACAAAGUGUCAUUUAAGUGUAACACAUCAAUAUAUACCGUGUACAUAUUAAACGUUAGAUCAAUUUGAAGGAGAGAGAGAGAGAAAAAAAAACGAAUUAUUUACAUGGGCAUUUAACUUUUUGACGUUAAGAAAUAAGUAAAGAAAGAUUCUGAAACCUCUCUGAGAAUCGACUAUCCGUUUGCAUCGUGUCCAGACGCCAGCUCGUGCUGUCGACUACCUUUUACUCCAUGUGUGCGAGUGUUUUCUCGUGACUUGUUUCCUUGUGUGAGUAGUUUUAUCCAUGUCUUAUAUAUGUAUAUAAGUUUAUAUGUGUAUACGUGUACAUGUUCCGUGCUUGGAAGCGCCUCAAGCGUUUCUUCCUCUCGUAAAAGGACUCUGCUCCGACAUUCGAUGGUGAUUACACAGCAUACAUUAAUGUGAAAACAGUGUCACGGUUUUUAAUAUUCAUUUCUUUGCUCUUCAUCACUAUUUAAAUCACUUUUGAAUCAAUAUUAAACUUAAUUCAGUCAUCUAUUUCUUUUUCAUCAUUAUCGUUCGUUAUUAUAAAAGUGCUGUGAUUUUAAUUAAUAUUCAACAAAGUCUGGUAUAAAUUAAUCUAAAAGAUUUAUUCAGAAUAAUUUUUUUUUCUUUCAUCUUUAUUUUGGUGAAGUGAUUUUUGAUUUAGUGAGCGUUUUUCUUUUUUUUUAAAUUUAUUAUCGACACUGUUAGUUGAUAUUUUGUUGUGCAUAAUAACUAUGUACUUUCUAUCUGAAAUGAUCUGAUAGUGGUGCAUGUGCACGAAGGCUACCACCACGCAAUGUGUUAUACAAUUGCCGAAGCUGGCGAUUUAAUAAUGGUAUAGACCAAAGGAUUAUAAGCACCACUUGGACAAAGGAUAUGUAACGCGAGGCCACGAGGAUAUACCCGGCGUCAUUGGAGAUUACUUGCCGGUUUCUGUCGGCAUCACUUUUAGAUUUGGAUUAAUGCCGAGGUUGUCACACCAAGGUGGACUCGAACGAGUGCGAGAGAAUGAUGCCGAGUUACCUGGAAGUGAAUUUAUCACCCAAGGAUUGUUGAUUACAUUCAUCGACGUUGGUGUUGAAUAUAAAAAAAAUAGGUGAUCAAGUGCUGGUAAUGGUGGUUGUAGUGGCUGUGAUCAAUUUUGGUGAUGGUAGCAUAGUGACGUAGAAAAAAGAGCGCAAACAAGAGGAUAAAAUAAAUGCGAGUGUGCAGGUGGUGUUGAUUGAAGAAGUGGUGAAUUGAGGGUGUUUUAAGGUGAAUGAAGUGACGAUUAUCGUAUGUCUCGGGAAUAAGGAUAAGGAAGGAUAUAUUUAUUAAGUAAACGAGAGAAAAGGAAAGAGUGUUGUUGUGAAGGAGUUAACGAAGACGAGAAGUGGAUAGAAGUGAAAGGAGAUACCAGGGUGUAGUAAUAGGAGAGGAGUAAUGUGUUCAAUGGACGGGGAGCGUCUUGCGGGCGGUGGUCCGUGUUCAAGCAAGUCAGGCAGUGGAUUCUGCUCGGAAUCGAAGAGACAAGGCGUCGUGUCGGUGGCCAGGCUGGCGGGCGCCGGGGAAACGGUUUCAAGGGCAUGGCGACCACGCCAAUAGGCGGUCGCCUCCCUAAUUUAAACCGCAAAGGAACCUCACCGUGUGUGGCGAUAUCAGCGACAGCGACAUCAUCAUCAUCAUCAUUAUCACCGUCAUUAACAGUAUCAUCAUCGUCAUUAUCACUAUCAUCGACGGCGAGUGUUGGUGUUGGCGGUAACAACAAUAAUAUUAAUCAAAGUAGUAGACGUGAGCGUGCUGCUAAUAAAGAUCAUCAGGAUCAUCAGAGACGUCAGGGCGAAAAGUCGGUGUGUCGUGAUUCGAAAGCAAGCACAGUGGCUGCUAACGUUGGGGAAACGGACACGGCCACGACGAAUGUGACCAACAACUUCGAGUACGACGACAAUGAGUGGGACAUUGGCAUAGGCGAUCUAAUAAUCGACCUCGAUGCUGAUAUAGAGAAGACGAGGGACGAGAAAUUGAGUUCGGGAAACGGGAUGGCUUCAACGCCUGCCUCGGCAGCAACAGCCACGACUAAUCAGAAUCAUCAAUCACAGCAGAACGCAACACAACACAACGCAACUGUACAAAAUUCAUCGUCAUCGGCCAUCACUGCCACUGGCAACAGUCAAUCUUCAUCAUCGUCGUCGUCGUCCUCGUUGUCCUCAUCGUCGUCGCCGUCCUGCGGCGUUAAUUCUACGUCUGGUGGUCAAAGUAAUUCAGUUAAUUCUAGUAACGCUAGUAGCAAUUCAAAUACGAGCGGUAACGCUAAUUCGGGCAACGGCCCAAGUGGUAAACAACAAUCUGGUACAGUAAACGCAGUGCACAUUAACGCCGGAAAUCCCGGUAAAAUGGCUGUAGAACACUCGGCUACUGUUGAUAAAGGCCUCAAGAUGAAGAUCAAGCGAACUAAGCCUGGUACUAAAACCAGUGAGGCUAAACAUGAAAUUGUCAAGUCCAAUGAAAUUAAUGGUACGACAUCGUCCCAGGAAACUAAUAGUAAUUCUUCCUCUUCCAAUUCAUCGACCUCAUCUUCCGGAUCUUCAACGUCUUCGUCCUCAUCAACGUCAUCACAAAAUUCCGUUGGCGACGUAACAACCAAUAAUAGUUCGUCGUCCAACAAAUCUAAACCACAUUCGCCAGCGUCAGCUGCAUCGGGUCCACCAGCAUCGUCGACGGUCGGCUCUAAGAGAGGCUCAAGUGGACACAGAAGAGAUAAAGCACGUGAUAAACAUGAAAAGCCUCAAAGUAAUAGUCAUGGACCUCAGCAAAGUAAACCCGAAAUGAACGGUACUGCGAGGCCAGUGUCACAAAGUCAAAAUUCCUCGGGUGCAGCUGCACAGUCUCAAGGACCAACCCCAGCAGCAACAGCACCUCAACAAACCCAAGGUCCACCUCCCAGUUCGAGAACUGGUUUCCCAGUAUCUCAAGGUGCUGGACCACCUGUAACUAAUGCUACUGCACCAUGUCCACCACCAAGUCCUGCCUCAGCGACAGCUGCUGGAUCAGCAGCUAAGCCGGAACAGACUAAAGUAGCAACUGUACCUGGAUCUACACUUAACUCAUCUGCGGAUGAAUCGAUAGAUACAUCAACGUGUAGUCCGCCACCUGUAAAAAAACUCAAAACUUCAAACUCGGAGCCAAAGGAUAUGUCGGACGUGUGUGUAGGAACGAGUGUGGGGACCAUAACAGAACCUGAAUGUUUAGGUCCUUGUGAGCCUGGAACGUCGGUGACAUUGGAAGGAAUAGUAUGGCACGAGACAGAAGGAGCAGGUGUAUUAGUUGUGAAUGUAACGUGGCGAGGCAAAACGUAUGUCGGUACGCUGUUAGAUUGUACACGACAUGACUGGGCACCUCCACGAUUCUGUGAUUCACCUACAAGCGACCUCGAUGCGAGGACACCGAAGGGUCGAGGAAAACGUGGUCGAGCAGCAGCAAAUGCGACGCCUGGUAAUGACCUCAGCAAUUUUACUGAAACGAGGAGUUCAGUACAUAGCAAAUUAAGGAAUGGUGGUAAAGGACGAAGAGGUCCUCAAGGAUCACCAGCUGCAAGUCCUAGUCCUGCAGCAUUUGUACCUCCACGACCUGAUCCCGCAGCCAAGCGGAAAUCUCGAGCUCCUGAAGAAGAGGAGAAGAGUAAAAGGAGAGCACCACCGCCUACGCCACCAAGCGGUUCACCGCCAGCGAGUCCGGUGUUGCUAGAGUGCCCUGAACCUAACUGUAGUAAAAAGUACAAACAUAUUAAUGGACUAAAAUAUCACCAGAGUCAUGCUCAUGGGUCUGCAGAUGAUGAAGAUACCAAGGAAGGUGUCACAAGUAUGUCGGAGAAUGAUGAAAGUAAUAUUGAAGCGCCAAGUCCGGCAACACCUGUUAAAUCACCUGUGGAGAAACCAGAAGGUACGCCAGUUCGAGCAACGAGUCCUCCAGCUAAUGCAAUACCUUCUGAAACUCCAACACCACCACCUCGAGUGCCGUCACCGACGGCUGAUCAACCUACGCCACUUCUUGCAGAUAAAACGAGUAUAGUUAAGCCAGGAGUCUUGAGGUUUGGUCAAGAGGAUUUACCCGCAUCGACGGCCGCUGUACAGCAAAGUCCAAGGCCGCAAAUUCAACAAGUUCCACCUGCAAACCCGCCACAAAGUCCGAGCCCGCAUCCAAGUCAAUCGCCAAGGCCUGUACCGUCACCUCAUCCCAAUCCAAGCAUUCCUCAGCCAAUAAAUAUACCUCAACCACCUCAACCGACGCAGGUGGUUCAGCAUCAAACACAAAAUCAAUUACUUCAAGCUCCACAAAAUUUAUCAAGUCAAAAUUUAUCGAGUCAGUCAUUGCAACAGGGACAAUCGUUACAAAGUCCUCAACCACAACUACAACCUGCACAUCAACUUCAACCAAUGCAACAUCCAGUUCAAACACAGCUCGGACAACCGGCACCUGCGCAUAUGGUUCAUCAAUCUGGACUUCAACAGCAACAACAACAGCAGCAGUCUCAGCAAAGCUUACAAGCAUUAAAUCAACAUCCGGGUCUACAAAGUCUUGCCACGCAAAUUGGCCAACAACCUGGUUUACAAAAUACGACACCGACUGGUCAUCCAGUGCAAUCUCAUAUGCAAUAUCCAAAUGUUGGGCUUCAUACGAAGAUGCCACAAUUCAAAGUCAAACCAACAGCAGCAUUAAUGCCAGAGCAGGAUAAAAAUAAAGAUCCACGCACGCCAAAGCCUCAGGGUUAUAAGAAAAAAUCGAGAAAGUCUCCAGGUGGUAGUCCGCAUCCUUCGCCAUUAGAAGCUCCUAUUGUUGAUUCAGCAAGAGAAGAUGUACAAAGUCCGGCGUAUUCUGACAUAUCAGAUGAUGGAGCGCCUGUACUGGAAGUUGAGUCAGCAGACAAAUUGAAGCAAGGACAGGAAAAGGAUGUAAAGUCUGGAACGCAGACUCAUUUACCUCCACACUUUGGUAUGUAUCCUUAUUACACACAACCACCUUAUCUGGUACCAAGUGUACAAGACAAGUCUGGUGAACAAAAACCCAGUGACUUGACGCCAAAACAAGAUGUCAAGCCACUGAAUAUACCACAAAUGCCGUCGAUGGCAAGUUUACAAAAUUCUGAGAAAGAUAAAAAAGAAUUAAAUCCACCACCUCAACAACAAUCUCAUUAUUAUGGUGGUUAUGGAAGUUAUAUACCUCCAGGUUAUUCAUACCAACCUCAAUCAGUCUCACAAGCGCCUCCACCACAGCAACAGAGUCAACAAGAGGUUGAACAUGAACAGAAAGCGAAGAUUAAACAAGAAUCUCAGCAGCAACAAACGGGUCUUAAAGACAAGCAGCAUGAGAAUCAUCAAAUAUUGAAAGAGAGUAUAGAGAUGAAGAGUCAAAUGAGUCCGUAUCAUGUUUACCACGGCUCACAAAGUCAAAGAGCACCACCAGCACCUGGUCCAGUUCAAGAUGACAGAAGGUAUUAUUUGUAUCCUGGUGAUCAAAGGCGGAAAGAUGAGCCAGUAAAAGCACCACAACAAGCGAAACCUCCUCCACCGAGUCCGAAACAUCAACCAAAACAAGAAAAACCUCAGGAUCUUGGGAAGAGUGAAGAUUCGAAAAAUAAACAAGAAGGUGUUAAGCCAACAAUGGAAACACAGGGACCACCACCACCACCUACGUCGCAGUAUGCGUAUAUUCAUCCUGGAUAUAUGCCACCGCAACAUUAUGGUGGAAUACCAUUCGAUCCUGGACACCCAGUAUAUCGAGGUUUAAGUCCAAUGCUGGUGCCAGGACCCUAUUCUGGAAAUCCCUACCUCCAUCAGCUUCCACGGUAUCAUGCACCAGAAGAUCUCAGUAGACCGCCAGGUGGAAAAGCUCUCGAUCUUCUUCAGCAUCAUGCCAGUCAAUAUUAUUCAACGCACAAAAUUCAUGAACUUCAAGAGCGUGCUUUGAAAUCACCAACUCCAAAGACGUCAGCCGCGUCGGCUAGUCCUUCAGCAGCGGGUCCAACGCCUGCUAGACCACCUAGUGGUCCACCUACGUCUGCAGCAGGUGGUCCUGGACCACCUCCUGGUCAGGGUCAACAACAAGGAUCUAAACAACAGUCUGGUGGUAAUCCUCAACAACCUGGACCUGGUGAUUCCGGUAAUGGAAAUCUUGGGAAAGAUAAUAGAUCACCUCCACCUCAAAGGCAUGUCCAUACUCAUCACCACACACAUGUUGGAUUGGGAUAUCCGUUGUUGACAGGACAAUAUCCCGCGCCCUAUGGAGCGGCCGUGCUGGCGAGUCAGCAGGCUGCCGCAGUAGCUGCUUCGGUGAUCUCGCCCUUCCCACCCAAGUGACCCACGGCCCCCGCUCCCGUUCCCGCCGCCGGAAACUCUGCACAAACCCACCACACGCAUCCAGCCACCGUAACUGGUGGUGCGGGACACUCGCACGGGAACCCCGGCAGGCAGCAGUAGGACAGAUUUUUGGUUGGCUACAAAGCCCCCCAAAGGGAUGACAAUCACAACAUCAUGAUGAAUACAAGUCUGAGGAUCAUAGUGAUAAACUAGCAUUCAUCAAUGUGAUCUGUGUUUAUGCCACUAAAUUAUAUUUUUGGAUUUGCGUGGAACUAUGCUACGAGGUCGUCCUAGUCCUAGCUUCCUUAGUCCGGGACUCUCCAAAGGUAUACGUAUGUGCGAGGAGUCUAAUUAGUUAGGCAUUUUUUUAUCUUGUCAAAACGUCUAAUUAUUUCUGUUCUCACUUAAAUUAAACAAAAUUGUUCGUUUUUUUCUUUCUUUUAGAAUGAUGAGAAAAUAUUUAAAUAUUGAUAAUUGUGAAAGAUACAAAGAUAUCAUUAAUUCAAUGACAUAAUUAAUGAAUUGUUAAUUGAUUAAUUAUUUAAUUAACUAACUGAUAAAAAAGAUCUCGGAAUUAAAAAGCAGCUUAGCAUAUGUGCGGCGAUAAUUGUAUACUUAAAAAUGGAUAGUAGACAUUAAUAAAUGAAAAUUAAUGUAAAUUCAAUUAUUAGGAAGAUGAAAAUAAUUUUUAUUGCAAGUCAAAGUUUUAAUUAUUAAUUGUUAGAAAAAAAAAACAGACAAACAAACUCGCUGAAUGAUUGAUAAUUAAGUGUCUCAAACUCCUGGCAUUUAUUUUUAAAUAUUUAGACAACCAAGGAGUAGAGAAACGUAAUAUAAAAAUUUUUUAUUAUGUUGGGAGGAUUUUUGAGGGGACCACACUAAAUUCCAAAGCACUACAUAAAUGUUACGUGACCAAACUUCUUUUAUGAAUAAUAAAUAAGUCACGAUUAGAAUCUUCAGCGGGAGGCAAUUUUUUAGUGAAUAUUUUUCCUUUUUUUUAUUAUUGUAAUUAAUUUGUUUUUUUUUUUAGAUAAGUUUUACUUACAUCACUAGUCUAUUAUGAUGAGACAUGUGACGUAUUUUAAUGGAAUGAAAAACCUCGCAAAUUUUUGUAGAAAAAAGAAAAAUAUAAACGGCGAUUUGACAAUUAUGAAAAAUUUUAACAUUAGAGGAGAAUUUUGAAAUUAAUUAAAAAAGAAAAAUUCUUAACAAUACUCUUGUAAUGAAAAAUAAUCAUUUCUUAUAAAAAAAAAGGGACUGAGGUCCGGAAACCUCACCUCGAGGAAUCAACGAAUCCUCUUUUUUUGUAAAUAAUGUAUUUAAAAGAAAACGAAAUAUGUUUAAGUAUAUAUAUAAAUAAAUGUAUUCGUAUUAUAAAAUGUAACUAUACAUAAAUUGUAUGAAUGCUUAAAAUUUUUAGUAAUUAAAACAAAAAAACUACAUUAUGUAUAAUUAUGAAACAACAUGUAUGUAUAUGCAAAUAAUUGCAGAGAUAUUCGUACCUUUAAACAGACAUUUCACAACUAUAAUAAACGAAUAAAAAAAUUUAAAAAAAAUCCUUGUAAUUAAAUUGGCAUGAUGCUAAAUGAAUUAAACGGGGAAAAAGCUAUACGUUAAAGAAAUGUUCUGUUAUUCUUUUUUAUUAAUAAAAGAAUUGAAUAAAGGAAUAAAAACGAAAUAUCUCAACUAGUGUUGAUUAAAUAUGAAUUGUUUAAGACCUGCUUUUUUGACAAAUAGCAAGUCUUGGUAGACUGAAAUUCACGAAUAUUAUAUACAUAAAAUUCAAACAUAAUCGCAUUCCUAUUUGGUAGUUUGAAUUUUUGUAUUAAAAUGUGGGACUAUUGAUUGAGUAGUAAUCUAUUUAAAUAUAACUGACAAUUCGUGAGUUGAUACAAUAUAAAGAUGAAAUAAUUAUUAACAAAUUGUUUUCAUUGUAAAAUAAAAAUGUGAGAGUGUUUUUAAUUUUAAGAUGUAUGAGUAGACAAAUAGAGAGAAUGAUAAAAGUGUGAUAGAUUUAAUAAAA
Molecule: messenger RNA, 8469 nt
Organism: Chelonus insularis
Lineage: Eukaryota; Metazoa; Arthropoda; Insecta; Hymenoptera; Braconidae
Gene: sbb
Product: scribbler
Exons: 5
Coding region: 1680-6446 (1588 amino acids)
Biological process (GO): regulation of transcription by RNA polymerase II
Cellular component (GO): nucleus
Source: RefSeq, a predicted model, not a curated record